This is a messenger RNA of Trematosphaeria pertusa, 921 nucleotides long. RefSeq lists its product as uncharacterized. NCBI's taxonomy places the organism in Eukaryota, Fungi, Ascomycota, Dothideomycetes, Pleosporales, Trematosphaeriaceae. The record is from RefSeq and is a predicted model, not a curated record. Gene Ontology annotation, cellular component: RAVE complex. The coding region runs from base 1 to 921 and encodes 306 amino acids. The transcript has 4 exons.
AUGUCCACCGCUGUGUGGCCGCCCAUAGACGCGGCCCGGCUCGCCAGCGAGCAAGCCGCGUCGCAGGCCCGUGAGCUCGCAUGGCUGCUGGUGCAGCUGCGUGAGACGCUGCAGUCGCUGAAGGCCGGCCUCGAGGAAUGCGCCGCCCUGCUCGCGCCCACGGAGAACGGCUCGACGCUUGUGCUGUCGUCGGUGCGCUCCGAGAGCCUGAAGGGGCUCGUCACCCGCGUCGGGGCCCGCAUAGUCAAGGGCAAUGUCAAGCUCCGCCUGUCGAGCCUCCCCCCUCCGCGCGGAUCGUCCGGCUACGACCUCACCAUUUCCUCCGCGCCGCAAGCACCCACGCUCGUCAUCCCACAGCUGACCUCGGUGAGGACGUCGAUCAACACUUGCUUGGAUGUCAUCGACGUGACAACCUGGACCGGCGAUGCAAAGGACGCCAACUUCGUCGCAGGCCAGCUGCGGCUGCUGCACGACCACAUUCAGGAGGCUCGACAGGCGCUCAGAGGAUACUCAGACGUCCAGCCUCCAUGGUGGGAGAAUCCCGUAGACGAGAAGAUCUUCGACCCUCCGUUGGCCCCCAACGUGUCGUUCCACCUGUUCAUCUUCGACGCCGCCCUCCUCCUGGAGAUCCGGACACUCGAGAUCCAGAACGGCGGCGGCGACGACUCGUACGCCGGCUUCAGCUUUCGCGACAGGCUGGCUGUAGCACUGGGCGGCGCGAGGCCCCCCGUUCACGACGAGGCCGAUCGCACAUUCACGUACAGAGGGCAGGAGGUGCGUGUCAAGGAGAAGAUCCGCGUUGAGAGCCAGGAUCCCGCCCUCAUCUCGGCCAUGGCCAAACUCAAUGCUCUCGAGCACAGUGUCAUUCUGAGCCGGAAGGCUCUCAACAUUGUUCUGGGCCGCGAGGAGCAAAUGGACUGA